AUGAUACUUUUAUCUAUAGCAUCGUUCCUAUUCGUCUGCCUCCUACUCGUUUACCGAUUCGGACCCCGUCUGCGCGGGUGGUCUAAGUUCGCGCAGACUUUAGCUGAAGCCGAGGCUGAGGCCGAGGCCGAAGUCGAAGCCGAGACUGGCGUGACCACCGAACUAAACGUCUCGCGCUUCGACUCCGCGAUAUCGCAUACUGCCGUCAUCCACAGCUACGUAAGCGACGGCGGCGAAAACCCUCACCCUCAACCGGCUACCCCACACCUCGGCCGCAUGGUGCACUUCCUGCCCCCGGACAGUUUGCCCGGGAGCCGCGCGGGCUCGCGCUUUCCAUCAGUUACCAACAGCCCGGCCGGAACACGCCCGUCAAGCAUGGAUAUAGAGCACUUGGCUUCCUGCCAGGUCCACGGGGCGCAGCUCAGCCAGCACAGCAGCCAGGCCAAACCCGUCGGCGCGGCGGGCCGAAGCACCAACAACGUAUCCCCGGUGCCCGAGGCCGUGAGCAGCGACGACGUGUCCAAUGCAUGCGCCAGCUGCAGCGGGCAGACUCUCGCAGGAACUUGCACCCUGUGCUCUCAGAAGUCGGCCUGCGCCGCCACCCCUAACGACGAGAACGAGUCCCCGCCCACGUCGCUCCAGGAAGUCGAGAACGCAGAUGCGUACGCCACCCUUGAGCCGCUCCCCGCCAUCCCGGUGCCCGCGGAGGAUCAGAGCGGAGCGCUUCCUAGUAUGCAGGAAAAGCCCAAGAAGCGCCGACCUUCCGGGAGCUGCUAUAUAAUGUGA
Molecule: messenger RNA, 786 nt
Organism: Daldinia caldariorum
Lineage: Eukaryota; Fungi; Ascomycota; Sordariomycetes; Xylariales; Hypoxylaceae
Exons: 1
Coding region: 1-786 (261 amino acids)
Source: RefSeq, a predicted model, not a curated record